GGGAGCAUCUCGCUGUCGCCCCUUCCCCUGGUCCAUUUGGUUAUCUGUACGGACGUACCUUUUUCUUUUGCUUGCUCAAGUUCUUGAAUUGUCAUCUGUCAUCAUCGGAAGCCAACCGUCACAGCUUCUCUGGCUCUGAUAUUUCUGAUACGCUUCUGUUCACCCCUCCCGCCGCUUGGUCCUCCGUCGGCAUGCGCUGUGCCCCCCCUGGCAGAAGGUCUCGAAGAAGCCCACACUCUGCCCAACCUUUUGCGCCCGUUUAAUUGCUUCCCCCCCAAUCAGAUCUCGGAACCUGCACCCACGCCGCCGACGCUUCAGCCCGAUACCUACCACCCUCCCCCUCUCUCAAUACGUGGUCUUCUACUCCGGAGACGGGACCUACACAUAUAGGUACCGCCACCGAAAUAGAAGAGUUCAACAACAAGAGAUCAUGGAUGCCGAAAGACCACGGCGCUGCUAAGAACACCGCAUAUCUGUGAUCUCUGUGAUCUGCUGUACUGCCACUGCAUUGGAUUCUACGGCAGCCUGGCUCCAGCCGGCCUCAUUUGGCCGCCGCCCACCUUCCAAGAGGUCUUGGAGGUCACCACCCCCCAGGUCCCCUACCUACUACUCGACCUUUAUUUCGGGGCAUCCCGCCCGUGAUUUUUCAGUUCUCGACUGCCGCCCCUCCUUCAGCGCCGACUCUGACGCCUUUCUUUUUCUCCGGGGUUUGUGUUGUUUGGGCCGUCGUCGCUUUUGAACAUUUGCUCUUCAGCACCCACACGCAACCGCAACGCGCGCAGCGAUCGGGCUGCCACCCCCGGUACGCACAAUGGCGGCUCACAAUGCGAAGCCCGAGAUUGGCGACAUUCUGCUUGUCAUCCACGACUUUGUAGCCCGCAGUUCUGACGAGUUGAGCUUGGUAAAGGGCGAGCGCGUGGAGCUGCUCGAGCGCGACGACGAGUUUGGCGAUGGAUGGUACUUGGGCCGACAUUUGGUCAACAACAAUAGCGGCUUGUUCCCUGAGGUGUACACCCGACCAGCACCGAAAGCUGUCGUCACAACCAACACAUCGUUUUCUAACGCAUCGAAGCCACCACUGACCCCCCUAGCCGAAGAUAACGAGCAUGCGACGCCCCUAGCCCACCCUGCAGAGGAUACGAAAAGCGCACCGAAGCCAAUACCCGCUCAGCUCCCACCGAGCUCGCUAGAUACGCUUGCUCCCCCUACGAUAAGCCCUCCUCCGUUCUCUAGCAGUCUGCCGACCGGCGCAGCAUCUGGCCUGGACUCGAUACGGCCCAACGCUAGCACCGACAGCCAUGUUUUGCACGAAACACUCAAUGUCAUCAACGAACACAUCACCGACCUGAGAUCCCCCGAUGGCGGCCAGGGGCACAGGGCUAAUGAUUCGGGCAGCGAGUACAGCUCUCACGUCGGCCACCGCAUCUCGUAUAUCCAGGGCGAGGAAACAGACGAAGAGGAAGAGACGGUGCACUCUCGAUUCGAGGUCGAAUCGUGGAACGCAGAUCAGGUCGCUGAAUAUUUGUUCACGGUUGGUGUCGAGAAGCACCACUGCGAGGUAUUUCGGGACCAGGAAAUCACGGGAGAGGUGCUUUUGGGAAUGGAUCAGACCUCGGUAUUCAUCAAGGCCCUCGACUUGGGCUCGGUAGGAAGGCGGCUCAAGACGUGGCAAAAGAUCAAGCAGCUCCAGGACGAAGCCAACGGUUUGGGGACGAGCACAGGGAGGACAACUCAGACAUAUGGGAGCGAGGCCGGGUCUGAUGUCGGGAGGAUGCGAAGCAGGACCAACACCAUCACGAGCUCGGGGCCACAGCGGUACAAUUCGACCCAGGAGUCCAACAUGUCGCCCCAUGCGCGACGUUUGUCACAAACACCCAAGAUUGAGCCGUAUGAGCCCGUAUCACCUGUAUCGCCCUUGGUAGAUUCGCCCGGCCGCACGUACCACGACAAACGCCCCUCUGCUGCGUCAAUCCGAGAUUUGCAUCACUCGCGCCGCCACUCGUCGACGGAUUUCCGAAUCGCGGGCCCUACCGGUGCACCCACCAAACCCGCCUCCACCAGCACGUUUCCCCAACAGCAGACGGCCCAUAAGAAGCAACCGUCCUUUGAUAGAAACUGGACGUUGGGUGGCGCUACUUCGUCGUCUUUCCAGCAAAGGCCUCUGUCCUCGGCCGGCGUCCGAGAGUCUUCGGAGCCCGGAGCAGAACUGCAAGAUUCAGCAGUCGACCUGGACCGUGGUUACUUUUCCGGCACCGACGCCGACCCCCGGAAGAGAAAUGUGCUCAAGAAGCGCGACAGUGUGCAGGCUGGACGCACCUCACCCAAGACGAGCUACGCCGAAGAGCAGCGUGUCAGGAGCGCAACCGCCUUGUCUAGGCACUCAAGGUUUGGGAGUGUGGACUCGGUGCGCGAAUCAUCCGUGUCGGCUGCCGCCCAAAAGUAUUAUGGCCUGAACAAGCGCACACCUUCGACAAUAACCACCGAUUCGAUGCGCCAAACUUCGGGGAGCUUGAAGGAGUCCAUGAACCCCACCGUCACUCGGCUCGACAGUAAUACGUCAGACGCAUCUCGAUCAUCGCCAAAAUCCGUCAACGCCAUGAAGCGCCUCAGCCAAGUCAACCACCCCGACUUUAACGUCAGCAUGAUGCUGCGCAGCGGGUUGGGAGGGUUGAGGGCAGCUUCGGAUGCCAUCACAGGAAACGAAAAGGCGAAACUGUCACCUCUGGAUUCACCGCUCAAGGACUCGCCAAUGUACUCGCCAGCCCGGACAGGAUCUAGUACCCCUUCGGUUGGCCCGAGCUUCGAGAUGGACUCUGCCGAUGCCACCAAGAGUCCUAGCACGGCCACGACACAAGCAAGCCGCGGCAGCCGCAAGAAGACCAAGAAGGAGACGAGCGCGUACACUCGUGGUCUGCAAAAGAUUACGCCGCAGGAGGCCAUGAAGACUGCUGAUUACAGCGGCUGGAUGAAGAAGCGGAGCGCCAAUCUCAUGACGACCUGGAAGCCUCGUCUGUUUGUUCUCAAGGGGAGACGUCUCGCGUACUACUACUCGGAGGACGAUGACCAGGAGAAGGGCCUGAUCGAUAUUUCAUUCCACCGCGUUCUGCCUGCCGAUAACGAGAAGCUCACCGGGCUCCACGCUACCUUGACCGGUGCUACCAACUCGCCAGCCAUUCCCGCCGGAAGCCAGAUUCACACUCUUGCCGCCAGUGAUGCAGAGCGUGAUCCAACUUCUGAGGGCCCAGAUUCGAUCUUUAUUUUCAAGCUUGUACCACCUCGCGCUGGUCUCUCCCGGGCGGUUACUUUCACCAAGCCAACCGUCCAUUAUUUUGCGGUACCCAACAUCAAGCAGGGCCGGCUGUGGAUGGCCGCUCUCAUGAAGGCCACCAUCGAUCGCGACGACACGCAGCCCAUAACGACGACAUACCAGCAGAAGACGAUCUCGCUGGCCAAGGCGCGGCAGAUGCGUCACAGACCACCAGCACUCAUGGGCCUGGACGAGAACGCUCGCAACAACGGGGAGAACGGCGAGGCCGAGAAACGAGCGGCCGAUAAGGAAAAGAAUGGUCUCGGAAUCACCUACAGCGAGGCGGACAGUGGAGUUUCCGGCAUGGGAAAGUUUGGCUUGCAACCGCAUCCCGACAGUGCCCGCGCGCCGGGAAGGUUUGCCAGCUUCGGUUCAGAAAAGGAUUCAGUGCCCCAGAGUGCCUAGGUGGAGCUUGGGAGACGACUGAACCCGCAUCAGUUUCACUCGCUGCCGUCGCGGCGGCGCAUGUUUUUACAAAGUGCUUUGCCCAAAAUACCCACGGUCAAACGAUCGAUUGCGCCUGAGGGAGAUUUUCUUUUGUUGAGGUUAGCGAAAGAGUGAUACAUGAUAUGAUAACAAUGAGGGGGGUGCGAGUGUUUGGGAUGGUCUUGACGCAGGAGUUGGGGGUCAAGGAAGAGGAGAAUUUUGUGCCAAGUUUUUUUGUGACGGCCGAUUUGAAGUAUUCCAUCAUGUCCUUUGGAAGCCUGUUUGUGUCGUCUCUUGUUAUGUUUGUGGCAUGUCUUUUUCAUGUGGGUGUGUAUUUUUGGUGAUGUGUAAUAUGAGGUUUCUGGGUGACGAAGCGCUGGGAGAGAGAGGUUGUGAUGGGAUGGGAUGGAUGGGAAUGGGAUGUAAACAUAAUAUUUGAUGAGAUGAGGGGGAGGGUGGGGCACAAGUGUACGAAUGGGAGAAAGUCAAUACCUUUUUUUUUUUUUUUUGAAAGAGAGAGAGAGAGAGAGAUUAGCAUUAUAGCGAGAAUAUACAUUUUGGAGAA
Molecule: messenger RNA, 4298 nt
Organism: Podospora pseudocomata
Lineage: Eukaryota; Fungi; Ascomycota; Sordariomycetes; Sordariales; Podosporaceae
Exons: 3
Coding region: 812-3712 (966 amino acids)
Biological process (GO): actin cytoskeleton organization
Cellular component (GO): plasma membrane
Molecular function (GO): protein binding
Source: RefSeq, a predicted model, not a curated record